UAGGCGGUGGACGCCUAGUUCCGCGAGACUCCUCCGAAAACCAAAAACUCCACCAGCUUUCAUCUAAUCCUGCGACUUGGAGAAGACGAAGCCCACGAAUUCAGUCGGAAGUUUGGUGCUCGUGCGAGCGAGGAAUCGUUCUCGGUGCGCGGAUGGGGCAGGCGUUCCGAAAGCUGUUGGAUGCCUUCUUCGGCACCAGCGAGAUGAGGGUCGUGAUGCUUGGGCUGGAUGCCGCGGGCAAAACCACCAUCCUAUACAAGCUGCAUAUCGGGGAGGUUUUAUCGACUGUUCCUACGAUUGGUUUCAAUGUCGAGAAAGUUCAGUACAAGAAUGUGAUGUUUACCGUAUGGGAUGUUGGCGGCCAAGAGAAGUUGAGGCCCUUGUGGAGGCAUUACUUCAAUAAUACGGAUGGCCUGAUCUAUGUGGUUGAUUCAUUGGAUCGUGAGAGAAUUGGAAAGGCCAAAACUGAGCUUCAGGCAAUAAUUAAUGAUCCUUUGAUGAUUAACAGUGUCAUAUUAGUAUUUGCCAAUAAACAAGAUAUGAAAGGGGCAAUGACGCCAAUGGAGGUCUGCGAAGGCCUUGGCCUCUAUGAUUUGAAGAAUCGCACGUGGCACAUCCAAGGCUCUUGUGCCCUUAAAGGUGAUGGUCUUUAUGAGGGCUUGGACUGGCUGGCAAGUACACUGAAGGAAUUACAAGCUUCAGGUCGCCUACCCUCAGGAGGGACUUCGUUGUUCUAAGUAGCAGGGCAACAUGCUUCACGGUGCUGAUUCUGAAGGAAAGACGAUGCAUGGGCCUGACUACAUCAAAGUUUGCCAAUGCAAUUUUGGGUUGUACCUAUCCGGUCAUCCCUGGGAAUAACCAUUUCCUGUCGAUGAUCUAACUUGUGAGUUGUGAUAUAGGUCUUGUAAAUUUUCUUGUGAGUUUAGACGAGCUAACCAGGUGGAUGCAUUGGUUCAGAUAUGAGGAUUGAGGAGUCUAACACACACACUCUGUUAAAUACCAAAGAUUCUGUAAAUUUAUGUUGGCAAAUGCAAUUUAUCUCGACCUUUUUAGAGGGU
This is a messenger RNA of Phragmites australis (common reed), 1058 nucleotides long. RefSeq lists its product as uncharacterized. Gene Ontology annotation, molecular function: GTPase activity; GTP binding. Lineage: Eukaryota; Viridiplantae; Streptophyta; Magnoliopsida; Poales; Poaceae. The record is from RefSeq and is a predicted model, not a curated record. Gene Ontology annotation, cellular component: cytoplasm. The transcript has 7 exons. Gene Ontology annotation, biological process: vesicle-mediated transport; intracellular protein transport. Bases 153 to 737 code for a protein of 194 amino acids.